This is a messenger RNA of Eufriesea mexicana, 4499 nucleotides long. It is a transcript of the gene Tlk, whose product is annotated as Tousled-like kinase. The record is from RefSeq and is a predicted model, not a curated record. Bases 559 to 2949 code for a protein of 796 amino acids. The transcript is spliced from 16 exons. NCBI's taxonomy places the organism in Eukaryota, Metazoa, Arthropoda, Insecta, Hymenoptera, Apidae. Gene Ontology annotation, molecular function: ATP binding; protein serine/threonine kinase activity. Gene Ontology annotation, biological process: chromosome segregation; peptidyl-serine phosphorylation; intracellular signal transduction. Gene Ontology annotation, cellular component: nucleus.
AUACGUGCAAAAGAAAAUUAGAGUGAUUUUAAGACGUUGAUCGUUAUUGUUCGCUGCAGUGCUCAUUUUUGUGAUAAAUCACGGUGUUAACAAGUGUUAUGUUAUUUUCGCAUGUGUAGGUGACAAAAGAAAAACUUGCCGUAAGAUUUCUGGAGGAAAAAACUAGUACGUAUACUCUCUCGGAGUAGCAAGUAGUGCGAUUAUUACGUGUAUGUGCCGGCGUCUAGAAUAUACAUUUGUGCUGUCGCGUAAUCGGUGUUUUGAUCAUAACAACGAUUUAUCGUGUCAAAUACAAAGAGCAUUGGCAACGUUUAUGUUUUCUUACUUGUUACUAUUCACGUUAAAACUAGCUAUGCAAGAAAGGGAUAAAUCGGUAACUGGCUGGUGGCAGCCAUUUUCCAGAUGAGUUUUCCCCUUUCUUUCGAUAAGCAAAGUGCGCUAUGCCGUGAAAGAGAAAGAAAGAGGUAGUUAGUUAGAGGAAAAAAAAAAGAGACAGAAACCAAGAAGUAGGAGGAAGGAACUGUGUUUUAUUAUGUUUUACGAGAUGGAUAAACAGGGAUGACUGAUAAUAUUUGGAAUUCUGGUGGUGGCGCUGGCGUCAAGAUGGAGCAUCUUCAGGCCACCCUGGACCCAAGGAAGCAGGAGUUAUUGGAGGCCCGCUUUCUCGGAGCAAGGAUGUCUGCUGGGUCACAAAUUCAGAUGGCACCUCAAUCAACUGUAAACUCUGGUCAGUCAGUUCAUAGUCAAGACUCGAACAUGAGCACUGGCUCAUCACAUAGUGAUAAGGAGGUAGACCCAAAUACUCCAGAAAAGGUACCAAGAACUCCUUCGGAAAGAAAAAGAAAACGUAAAGCUGAUGAUGGAGGUGGAGGAGUUACCGGAGGACCUAUAGGAAGUAAGGGGUCUAGAUCUGUUGCUGCUCUUGAAAAUAAAAAAAUAAAUGAGUAUUUUCCAAAGCACCAUUUGGGUAAUAGUCCCAUUCGGCAUGGGGGUGCUAAAAGUCCCUCACCUCAACAGGGAUAUCCUAUGUAUCCACCAUCGCCUCAACAACUCCUUUCACCGCAAGUAACAACACCCAAUUCUUCAGUGGCAGAAUUUUCUUCACUGAUGCAGCCGCCAAGACCUCAUCCCCAACCUCCACCUCCUCCUCCACCAGCCUCAACACAACCUGCAGGCUCGAUGGUCAGCAAGCAGGUGCAGGUAAGGCCUACCAACCUCAGUAGGACAAGCCAGGUCAGGCAAGCGAAGACUAACACCCCAAAUACAGAACUUACUUGCCAGAGGAUACAAGAAUUUGAAACCCAAGCCUCUUCAGAUUUAGAAUUACGUAACAACAAAAUUGAUGAAUUAAAUAGAACAACUGAUGAACUUAGGCAUCAAAUGGCUAAUCAACAAAAACUAAUUGAACAGCACAAAUCUCAUAUAAAUAAGUGUAUAGACGUUGUAAAGAAGCUACUAAAAGAAAAAUCAAACAUAGAAAAAAAGGAGGCUAGGCAAAAGUGUAUGCAAAACAGACUGAGGUUGGGUCAAUUUGUAACUCAAAGGGUGGGAGCAACAUUUCAAGAAAAUUGGACAGAUGGUUAUGCGUUUCAAGAAUUAGGACGGCGGCAAGAAGAAAUCUCAGCCGAACGAGAUGAAAUUGAUAAACAAAAAAAGCUAUUACUCAAAAAGAGGCCAUCGAACAGUGAAACUGGUAGAAAACGUAGUCAGCCUCAACCUUCUUUGCAUAAUGGCACAGAAGCUACGUUCUUAAAACCAGAUGCAGUACCUGGAUCUUAUACGUGGCAGGAGUAUUAUGAAGCUGAUGAAAUACUCAAGUUAAGACAAAGUGCGUUGAAAAAAGAAGACGCUGAUCUGCAACUAGAAAUGGAAAAACUCGAAAGAGAACGAAACUUGCACAUCAGAGAACUGAAACGUAUUCACAACGAGGACCAAUCGAGAUUUAAUUCUCAUCCUGUAUUGAAUGAACGUUACCUUCUACUAAUGUUAUUAGGGAAAGGUGGCUUCAGUGAAGUGCAUAAGGCAUUUGACUUAAAAGAGCAACGAUAUGUCGCUUGUAAAGUGCAUCAACUGAAUAAAGACUGGAAAGAGGAUAAAAAAGCUAAUUAUAUUAAGCAUGCGUUACGAGAAUACAAUAUACAUAAAGCUCUUGAUCAUCCUCGUGUUGUGAAAUUGUAUGAUGUGUUUGAAAUUGACGCCAAUUCUUUUUGUACUGUCUUGGAAUAUUGUGAUGGCCACGAUUUAGAUUUUUACCUUAAGCAACAUAAGACUAUACCUGAAAGAGAAGCAAGAUCUAUUGUUAUGCAAGUUGUAUCUGCAUUAAAGUACCUCAAUGAAAUAAAACCCCCUGUCAUACAUUAUGAUUUAAAGCCAGGUAAUAUAUUAUUAACUGAAGGUAAUGUUUGUGGAGAAAUAAAGAUUACUGACUUUGGGUUAAGUAAAGUAAUGGAUGAAGAAAAUUAUAAUCCAGACCAUGGAAUGGAUUUAACAUCUCAAGGAGCUGGUACCUAUUGGUAUCUUCCACCAGAGUGUUUUGUUAUUGGUAAAAAUCCUCCAAAAAUAUCAUCUAAAGUUGAUGUUUGGAGUGUAGGAGUUAUAUUUUAUCAAUGUCUAUAUGGCAAAAAGCCUUUUGGACAUAAUCAAUCUCAAGCUACAAUUUUAGAAGAGAAUACAAUUUUGAAAGCUACUGAAGUUCAAUUUGCAAAUAAACCAACUGUUAGCAACGAAGCAAAGAGUUUCAUAAGAAGUUGCCUAGCAUAUAGGAAAGAAGAACGCAUAGAUGUGUUGACAUUAGCUAGACACGAAUAUCUACAACCUCCAGUGCCAAAACAUGGCCGUCAAGCGAAUAAUCAGCAGCAGCAGCAACAGCAACAACAGAUUCAACAACAGCAACAAACCUCAUUUAGUAUUGGCAUGUUUAGUGGUAUGAACGCGUCAAGCAGUUCGUAGUGGAAAAGGACUAAAGACAAAAUCUUCAAUAUACUAAUACAUGCCAAAUCUUGAACAUUGAAUUGCACACCAUCUCAUCUUAGGAACAUAGCGAUUGCUAUAACGAAUUGUAAAUACUAAAAAUCGGAUAAUAUCACCAUCACCAACGCCACGAUUACCACUACCACUACCACUACCGCCAUCACUACCACUUCCACCACACCUUUACAACUAUACUUACAGGCCGACUACAUAGGACAUUGCAAGAGAGAUGCGAGACUGGUCGCCGCAAGUCCAGGAGCUUGCGUCUUUCUACAAUACAAGCUACAUUAUUCAGCAUGACAAAAAUGUUGUGUUCGUAAAUAUUCAAUUGUAUUAUCGUUCCUUGUAUCAAACAGUGGGCUGACUUGAUAAUAGUGUUUAAAAAGUAAUGAGAGAAACAGAUAAACAUGUGAUAAGUCAUUGUGAAUUAAAGUGAAGUUCAAAUUAAGAAGAAAAGAAAACAAAGGAGUAGAGCGACGGAAAUCAUUGCAAGUGAAAAUUACUCGGUGAAUAAAGAGAGCAACGGAAGAUAAAAUAUCCGAGGCAAAGCGCGUCAAAGCAGUGUAGAGGGACUUUGCUUUUACGGAGACGUUCCUCUCUUCUGAAGUUACGUAUGCAUGAAUGAGUGUGACGAAAGAUUGUUAAAACUAGUGUGCGUGUAUAUAUUUAUACUAUAUAUAUAUAUAUACUAAUAAAUCCGAUAUAAUAUAUAUAUAUGGUGUAAAGAACAGGACAGCAUUGACAGUGGAAAGACAACUGUGGUGGAUCCUCGCAUGACCUCCGUGCAGCCAAGUAUUCCAUGAAUAUUUGACUGCACAUCAUGUUACUUUAUUCAAAUAUUAACAUUAUUACUUAUAUCAUGACUAAUAACGAUUAACAUACACACACGAGGAGAUUUGGUUGGUUGUUCCUAUUCUGAAAUGAGUGGGCUUUAUCUACACCGGAUUGAUUGGUCUAAGGUUCGAAUGCAAAGAAAGUAAAAGAAUCGCGAUGCUCCCAAAUAAAAAAGAACAUAUAGAAUCGUAGUCCACGGUUUAUAUGCUCCAUGCACAUGUACAUUUUUAAUCCAUAAUUUUCUAAUAGAAUGACUCAUUUUUUUCAAGAGUGGACUUCGGCGCGAUAAUUAUGAUCUUACAUUUUCGUGAUAUAUAACAAUUCGUAUAAUCAGGCAUUAAAAAGUUUUUAAAGUAAGAUUCAUGAUACUGUACUGACCUGGUUGCUAUUUCUUUAUUCAUAAUUUGUUUUAUAUAUGUACGUUAUAUAUAGAUAAUUAUGAAAUAGAAGAUUAAGUUAUUUUAUCAAGUGCCCUUGCUUUGUAUUAUAGUCGCGUCUGUCGACAACCUGCAGCUUUUGGGAGUACUAGAAAGUUGUUAAAAUGUUGUAAGUUGUUGGUACAAUGUGGGCACGGUAUUGAUGAUUCAAUACCAACGUGAUUGGCAAAGAAUGGUCAGAGGAGAAUACAUUACAAGUCUGAACAGAGUCUACUACUAGAUCCAUCGCUUCUAUUCUAAAAGCCAACCGUUCCUGCU